AACAUAUCAUCUGAAGAUCUCAGCCGCAUUCCUCCUCCAGACACGCCUUCGGAUCCGAUUGUUUUUCGAGAGUACGUCUUCUGAAGGUAACAAUCGCUUCUUGGUCCCUCUUAAUCAAUUAGUCUUUUCAAAGAUUACAAUGAGUCGUCAACGAUUCGAGAAUCAAGUGGUCUUCGUGACUGGUGGCAGCUCCGGACUAGGAGCGGACACGUGCGAACUCUUCCUCCAGGAGGGAGCGACACUGUUUGUGACGGACAUCGCUGAGCGAGACAUACUCAAACGACUAGGGUCAGGAAAGACCUUCUUCCACCAGUGCGAUGUUUCCAAUCCUGAAGACUGCGAAAAGGCGAUUACUGCGUGUAUAGAGCACUUUGGUCGACUUGAUGUUUUAUUCCACAACGGAGCACGACUGGGUGGAGUCUCGACUGUCGUCGACCACGAUGUGACCCUUUUCCAACAAGUCAUCAACACCAAUUUAUGCGGAUUGUUCUACCUGGCGCGCGUUGCACUUCCUCAGAUGAGGAAACAAGGCAAGGGUGCUAUUGUGAGCACGGCUAGCACCGCUGGGCUUGCGGGUGACUUUGGACUGUGUUCUUACAGCGCGGCCAAGGCUGGAUUGGUCAACUUGACCAGAACCAUGGCACUAGAUCAUGCACAAGAAGGCAUACGGGUCAAUUGUGUCUGUCCGGGAUACAUGGUCACGCCAAUGACCGUUUCCUUCCGGGAAGAUAAAAAGGUCUACGAAGAUCUUCUUGAAAGCAUCCCUAUGCACCGAGGCGCAGAUCCGAAAGAGGUGGGACGGGCAGUACUAUUCCUGGCAUCUGACGAUGCAUCUUACAUCACUGGGCAGGCCCUGGUUGCAGACGGUGGAUGGCUCGCUCACAGUGGUAGUCCCAAUUUCCUCAAGCAUAUGGGACCUCAGGUCAACGGAACUUCGUAGAGUCAUCAGGCAGUGCGAUCUCGAAGAAUGGUUGAGACUCCGCGGUGUUAGCCUACUAUGACCUAGGGUGACUUAAAUUGAAAGCUUUUCAGUACACAUAACUCCUGGGUUUACUCUGCCGUACAUCACGAGUCACGAUCAUGAUUAACUUUGACCUACGACCACUCAAAUCCCAGCGUGAUUAGGAUGCGAAGGUCUCUUUAAUCGGAAAUGCCUUGCCAGCAACUCACUUGUUGAUGGGUGUGGUGAAACCCCUGCUCAAAUCUAAUGCUUCUAUC
Messenger RNA from Exophiala viscosa, 1218 nucleotides. Its product is annotated as 3-oxoacyl-reductase. The coding region runs from base 140 to 940 and encodes 266 amino acids. The transcript is spliced from 3 exons. The record is from RefSeq and is a predicted model, not a curated record. Gene Ontology annotation, molecular function: oxidoreductase activity. Lineage: Eukaryota; Fungi; Ascomycota; Eurotiomycetes; Chaetothyriales; Herpotrichiellaceae.